Messenger RNA from Kalmanozyma brasiliensis GHG001, 1509 nucleotides. RefSeq lists its product as uncharacterized. Lineage: Eukaryota; Fungi; Basidiomycota; Ustilaginomycetes; Ustilaginales. The record is from RefSeq and is a predicted model, not a curated record. The transcript has a single exon. Bases 1 to 1509 code for a protein of 502 amino acids.
AUGCCAACGACUAUCAAGACGCCUUUUCGGCCGCUCAAAGCGGUAGUGUCGAAGUACAUCACCCCGCGCAAGGCUCGCGAAGAUGCGCAGAAGCAGGUCAAGGGCGAUACUGCCGAGCCAAAGGGUGCGCAAGGCGACGUAGACCUCGCGACCGCUCCUCUGGCAAAGCCUCGUUCUCACAUCCUCGCCGACGACGGUAUACCCGCGGUCCAGGUAGACGAGCAAGGCCGGACACUCGGCCUCGAAGACCCGUCCGACCCGGCACUGAUCGACGAUACCACGCUCACCGUCCUUCGCAUCACCACCUCUGUCCCAACAACCACCGUCACAGACCCCACCCUCAUCUCCACCGUCACCACCCUCACGAACGGCUCACAAACAUGCAUCCCCUACUUCCCCCCUCCUCCCUCUACCAGCACGACCACGAUCUCCACGAACCAGUACGGCUUUGUCGAUCCGCGCGUCUACUCCGGCACCUCGCUCGACAGUGCUGGUCCACCUGGACUCGGAGAGCCGCUCAACGUCAUCCUCUCCUCCCAUUCCUCUCCCCUUCUCCUCACGCGGUCCGGUUUCCAGUCCUACCUCCGGUCGCUCGAUUUCGACCGCGAAUGCCUCGGUCUUCACGGCGGUGGCUAUCAAACCGCCCACAUCGACCCCCGUGGCGAUCUCAAUCAGGACUUCAUCUUUCGCCAGAUCUACACGCCGCUCGAUCACGUCUUUGGCACAUGCAUAGAGUCUCUCGUCGGAGGCAACCACGUUAGGGCCUGGCAACAACAAGGUUCCGGAGCAUGGUUCUUGGCUACCAGCAAAGAGGAGAAGCUGAGCAAGCAUCAUAUGAUCGUUCCCGACGGGUAUGAUGUUGGGAGGAACGAGGUGGUGCGCAAGGCCCAGGGGAAGGGGAAGGAUGGUAGGACGAGUUUCAUGGGGAAACGGUAUAGGUCGGAGGUGAUGUUCGUAGCGGGACUGAUGAAGGGAGGUGCAGAGGGGGUGAACCAUGGCAUUGCGGUGGACGGGUUGACUGCGGUGCUGACGGUGACGGUGGAAGGGGGAGGAUGGUUUGGUGCGAAGACGGGCGCGAAUGCUGCAGGUGAAGCGACGGUGGAGCAGCAGAAGGACCCCGCGGCUGCCAGCGCGGUCGCAGCAACAGUGUCUGAGGAUGCACCCCCGGUCGACACGGGAGAAGAACACCCUGGGAGACGCCGUGCCUCGCUCGCGAAGCGCUUCAGCCUGUCUCGCGCUCCCUCUCGUCAGGGCCAAGUCGAGCUGGAGAAGAGGUCUUCACAGCAGGUCUGGCAGAAGCUGAGACGGCUGUCGACUCCGAAGCACCAGCUCAGCGCUGCGAGCACCGAUGCGGGUCGUACGACGGCCAUCAACGAGACUGGAGCGAGAUCGAGCUCCGUCGAGUCGGCGUCCACCGUAGCUGCUGCAGGUGAGACACCGAAACUCGCCAUGGUCGAUGCAACCCGGUCGAGCGGUCUCGUUGUCGCUGCACCUGCUAUGGCUGCCUAG